AUGGCUUCCAAUGAGCCCUCCGCAUCGAACCGGCAUCGCUCUCUCGCACCACCAGGCACACCAGGCGCCGUAGCAACACCAAACCGGCGCGCGAUAAGCGCAGAACCUGCUUCUGGACGCCAGUCCGCCUCUGCGCGCCGCCCAGGUGCAACACCCCAUGCCCGCGCCAUCUCCCGGGCUAUCGACCAGAGGCGGCGGACCAUCUUCACACCCGGCCGCGCCCGGAGGCGCAGCUUGCGCGACCAGCGGGAGACGCCCAGGGACAUCCUCCGGAACCUGAGUCGUGUGCUCGCGCCCGCCUCCCAGCAGCUCCGUUCGUCCUCCUCGAGGUCCUCGUCGCCCGGCGCAGAUGCCAGCAAUGCCACCCUCACCCCCGUCCCCGAGGACGAUGACGACUUUCCAAUCGAGCGCCCACGCUUCUCGCUUCCCCUCCAGGAAGAUGACGAUGAUGACGACAGUGACCUGAAAGCCCCCAGGCUUAGUGGGCUGGAGGAUGAAAACUACACUGCUAUGUCGAUCGAGCUCCCUCGAAGAGAAAGAGCCUGGAGCGACGGCCCCAGCAGGCUUGGAAGAGAGAGCUUGGGAAGUGUGAGGUUUAGCGAUGAUAUUGGCAUAGACUCGGGCUUCUUCCCGCCGCCAGCACUUGACGAUGACAGUGGGAAUGUCAUGCUGGACGAAGGAGAUGUACUGGAGCGGUUUGAUGCUGAAGAUUUGCGGCGCCAAACAUUGGGACGAGAGAGCCUGUUUGGACCGAUCGAGAUACCCGAAGGCGUAGAUGAAACCACAUUUGUUAUGGCUCCUGUCGACUCUCCUGUUAGAGACCCCACGGUCACGGAAGAAAUACCCGCCAGCGAGGCCCCUGAUAUGAUAGAUGACGAUGAUGAUGACCACGUGAAUGAACCAAUGGAUUGGCCCGAAUCAGACAUCGACGAAGAUGUACCCGAUGGCAAUGCAGACAUUGAAGCACAAGAUGAGAACAUUGUCUCCAAGACUGCCGAGCUCUCAAGCAAGAGAGGGAGAAGGACAAAGGCUGGUAAGAAGAUAUCCAAACAUGGGAUUGAGUAUCCUUCAUUGCCACAAGGAGUUGUCAAACGAUUGGCGACCACUUUUGCCAAGACAUCGGGGAUUGGCAAAGCCAAGAUCUCGGCAGAUACGAUGAAUGCUAUCACGCAAGCUACAGAUUGGUUUUUUGAACAAUUAGGCGAUGAUCUCUCAGCCUACGCCAAACACGCGGGCAGAAAGACAAUCGAUGAGAGUGAUAUGAUUACGCUCAUGCGAAGACAGCGACAGAUUGGUGCCUCUGUCACCCCUUUCUCUCUCGCUCAGCGCUAUCUACCCCGAGAAUUAUUGCAGGAGUUGAGAAUGCCUGUCCCUCCGCCUACAAAGGCCCCAAGGAAGAAAUCAAGCAACAUCGACGCCGAGGAAGAUGAGGAUGUGACCUGA
Molecule: messenger RNA, 1443 nt
Organism: Truncatella angustata
Lineage: Eukaryota; Fungi; Ascomycota; Sordariomycetes; Amphisphaeriales; Sporocadaceae
Product: centromere kinetochore component CENP-T-domain-containing protein
Exons: 3
Coding region: 1-1443 (480 amino acids)
Biological process (GO): resolution of meiotic recombination intermediates; replication fork processing
Cellular component (GO): FANCM-MHF complex; Fanconi anaemia nuclear complex
Molecular function (GO): chromatin binding; protein heterodimerization activity
Source: RefSeq, a predicted model, not a curated record